Messenger RNA from Otolemur garnettii (small-eared galago), 1730 nucleotides. RefSeq names its product ADP ribosylation factor 4 (gene ARF4). Gene Ontology annotation, cellular component: cytoplasm; plasma membrane. NCBI's taxonomy places the organism in Eukaryota, Metazoa, Chordata, Mammalia, Primates, Galagidae. The record is from RefSeq and is a predicted model, not a curated record. The coding region runs from base 342 to 884 and encodes 180 amino acids. Gene Ontology annotation, molecular function: GTP binding; GTPase activity. Gene Ontology annotation, biological process: vesicle-mediated transport; intracellular protein transport. The transcript is spliced from 6 exons.
GCACCGGAAACACAGGGGGAUGGGUCGGCGGUGACGCGAUUCUGUCCGCGUUGGAGGGGCCGGGCUGCUGCCGGAGUCGCAGCGGCCGUCGCGUGACGUGGCACAGCAGGAUCCUUAAGGCCAGACCCGGAGCUGCCGCGCCAGUCGCCCAGUAGGUCCUCGUUCCGCUAAUUCUUGUCCCGAAGCUUUAUCCGACACACCUACCGGCGAGACGUUCCUGCCGCCCUCUUUCUUCCUCAGCUCUUUAUCUUCCCUCUCCUUCAGUUUGCCGGGAGCAGGUAAAGAGAAGGCCUGGGGACGCUCCAAACCCCUUCUGCCCAUCGCAAGUGCCACUUAGCGCCAUGGGUCUCACCAUCUCUUCUCUCUUCUCCCGCCUCUUCGGCAAGAAGCAGAUGCGCAUUUUGAUGGUUGGAUUGGAUGCUGCUGGCAAGACAACCAUUCUGUAUAAACUGAAGUUGGGGGAGAUAGUUACCACCAUUCCUACCAUUGGUUUUAAUGUGGAAACAGUAGAAUAUAAGAACAUUUGUUUCACAGUAUGGGAUGUUGGUGGUCAAGAUAAAAUUAGGCCUCUCUGGAGGCAUUACUUCCAGAAUACCCAGGGUCUUAUUUUUGUGGUAGAUAGCAAUGAUCGUGAAAGAAUUCAAGAAGGAGCAGAAGAGCUACAGAAAAUGCUCCAGGAAGAUGAGUUGAAAGAUGCAGUGCUUCUGCUUUUUGCAAACAAACAGGAUUUGCCAAAUGCCAUGGCCAUCAGUGAAAUGACAGAUAAAUUAGGUCUUCAGUCUCUUCGUAACAGAACAUGGUAUGUUCAAGCCACUUGUGCUACACAAGGAACUGGCCUGUAUGAGGGACUUGACUGGCUGUCAAAUGAGCUUUCAAAACGUUAAAUGAAACUGGAUAUUUAACCAAGGACAUGUUUGAUAGAAUUGGUCUAGGCUUGUUACAACAAAAUUAGUUUGCAUCUUGGUUAUUAAACAGUACCUGGGACUGGUUUGGGCAUAAUAAACUUAUUUUGUUGCCAAUUAUUGUUUACCAAGUAUAAUGUUGCUAUUUAGCAAUAUGCUUGGUUUUGAAGAAAUUCUCCUUGGGGAAAAAGUGUCCUCUUUUAAUUUUACCUCCCUUUAGCCUAAAUGCCUGGACAUAGCUAUUGUGAAACCUUUAAAUAAAUCCAUUUUGAAUGUUUUUUGAGCCCUCAACAAUAAUGUUUUAAAGUUAUCCUCUUGCUACUUUACUGAUACCUUUAUCAUUCCUGGGACAGUCUGCUGAUAUAAAAAUGUAGCAUUCCAUUUGUAUUUAUUUCUCUCCCUUGCCAAAAAGUUUUUCUAAUACUAAUAGCUUGUACCAGCCAGGGAAAUGCUCCAAAACACUAUAAAACUCUCUUGCACUGAGGAACUUAUUUUUUUUUCCCAAUAUUGAUUCCUGGCCUCUGUCAGCCAAACUUUUGUGUAAUUUGGAUUUGAUAGCUAAUUAGUUCUGUGCUGGUUGCAAAGAGUUCAUAUUGAGAUGGUUUUUAAUACUCAGCAGAUUGUCUUCCUUUAUAUUGUAUCUUUUUUAUGUUGCAUGUUGCUUUUGGUAUCAGCCUGACUCUUUGCCCAGUAUAUGAUAGUUCUGCUGAUGUUUUAUUGUUUAUUGGUGAACAUAUCUUCAUUAAGAGUUUUUGGAAAACUCAUCAAAUUCAAUGAAUACAUUUUCUUCACAACCUAUUUGGAAUUAUUCCUAAUAAAAUGAUAAAA